AUGGAAACAGUGUAUCCUUAUGUCAUGGAUGUAGUGUAUCCGUAUUUUUCGCGAGCAGUGUAUCCGUAUGUCAAGUAUACAGUGUAUCAAUUGUCAUGUUUACAGUGUAUCCGUAUGACAUUUGUACCGUGUAUCCGUAUGUCAAGUGUACAGUGUAUCCGUAUGUUAAGUGUACAGUGUAUCAGUAUGUCAGGUGUACAGUGUAUCCGUAUGACAUUGGUACCGUGUAUCCGUAUGUAUAGUGUACAGUGUAUCAGUAUGUCAAGUGUACAGUGUAUCAGUAUGUCAGGUGUACAGUGUAUCCGUAUGACAUUGGUACCGUGUAUCCGUAUGUCAAGUGUACAGUGUAUCAGUAUGUCAGGUGUAGAGUGUAUCCGUAUGACAUUGGUACCGUGUAUCCUUCAAUCAUCAUUCCCCCUUCAGUCUUCAGAACCACAAUUUGCUGAUCCGGAACCAGAACUCACAAUAAAAGGAGACAAGGGAACGCAAGGUGAUAAAGGAAUGACAGGAAACAAGGGUACACAAGGAGACAAAGGAAUGGCAGGAAUACAGGGAACACAAGGAAUCAAAGGAUUGAAAGGAAUGAUGGGCUACAAAGGCAUAAAAGGUAUGCAAGGAAUGAAAGGCGUCAAAGGAAUGAAAGGAACACUAGGCGACAAAGGAUUUACUGGAAAUAAAGGUACAACAGGAGAUAAGGGUACUACAGGAGACAAAGGAACGUCAGGAGACAAGGGAACACAAGGCGAUAAGGGAAUGAAAGGAGGUACAGGAAACAAAGGAACACAAGGUGAUAAAGGAAUGACAGGAAACAAAGGAACACAAGGCGAUAAAGGAGCGACAGGAAAUAAAGGAACACAAGGAGACAAAGGAGCGAUAGGAAAUAAAGGAACACAAGGCGACAAAGGAACAACCGGAGAUAAAGGAACGCAAGGCGACAAAGGAGCAAUAGGAACACAAGGUGACAAAGGUGUAAACGGCGAGGAUGGUAAAGAUGGUUCGAAGGGAACCCAAGGGGACAAGGGAAUGACAGGAAAUAAAGGAACACAAGGUGACAAAGGAACAAAAGGAAUGAAGGGAGAAACGGGAUAUAAAGGAAUUAAAGGAGUGCAGGGAUUGAAAGGCGUCAAAGGAAUGGCGGGAGAUAAAGGAUCUAAAGGAACUUCUGGCGACAAAGGAACGCACGGAGAUAAAGGCGAGACUGGAAAUAAGGGAACACAAGGAGACAAAGGAACGCAUGGGGAUAAGGGUAUGACAGGAACGAAAGGAACACAAGGAGAUAAAGGUGAAAAGGGAAUGAACGGAAACCCAGGCACUCUAGGCGAUAAAGGAAUGACAGGAAAUAAAGGUACGAUCGGUGACAAGGGAACACAAGGAGACAAAGGAAUGACAGGCGAAAAAGGAACGCAAGGUGACAAAGGAAUGAUAGGUCAAAUAGGAACGCAAGGUGACAAGGGAACUAAAGGAAUGAAAGGUGAGACAGGUUACAAAGGAAUAAAAGGAAUGCAGGGAAUGAAAGGUGUAAAAGGAAUGAAAGGAGCAAAAGGAACACAAGGCGAUAAGGGAACAGCUGGUGAUAAAGGAAUGACAGGAAACAAAGGAACGAUUGGGGACAAAGGCACACUAGGUGACAAAGGAAUGACAGGAGGGAAAGGAACACAAGGAGAUAAAGGAACCAAGGGAAUGAAGGGAGAGGCAGGAAACAAAGGGACGACUGGGGACAAAGGAACACUAGGUGACAAAGGAAUGACAGGGGCUAAAGGAACAGAUGGAGAUAAAGGAAUGACAGGCAAAAAAGGAACACAAGGAGACAAAGGAGCUAAAGGAAUGAAAGGAGAAACGGGAUACAAAGGAAUAAAAGGAAUGCAGGGAAUGAAAGGCGCCAAAGGAAUGACAGGGUCUAAAGGAACACAAGGAGACAAAGGUAUAAAAGGAGGGAAAGGAACUCAAGGAGAUAAGGGAACGAUUGGAGACAAAGGCACACUAGGUGACAAAGGAAUGACGGGAAAUAAAGGAACACAAGGAGAUAAAGGAACCAAGGGAAUGAAGGGAGAGACAGGCUUCAAAGGGACGACUGGGGACAAAGGCACACUAGGUGACAAAGGAAGGACAGGAGCUAAAGGAACAGAUGGAGAUAAAGGAAUGACAGGCGGAAAAGGAACACAAGGAGACAAAGGAAUGAUAGGUAAACUAAAAGGCUUAUUUACAGAAUUUUAUAGAUAUAUUUUAACUUAUCGUAACUUUGGAUUGAACAGGGUUGGUAAUAAAACAUGGACCAAAUAA
Messenger RNA from Mytilus trossulus (common blue mussel), 2280 nucleotides. Its product is annotated as collagen alpha-2(V) chain-like. Gene Ontology annotation, cellular component: extracellular matrix. The record is from RefSeq and is a predicted model, not a curated record. Lineage: Eukaryota; Metazoa; Mollusca; Bivalvia; Mytilida; Mytilidae. The transcript has 4 exons. Bases 1 to 2280 code for a protein of 759 amino acids.